Molecule: messenger RNA, 975 nt
Organism: Saccostrea cuccullata (small rock oyster)
Lineage: Eukaryota; Metazoa; Mollusca; Bivalvia; Ostreida; Ostreidae
Exons: 4
Coding region: 1-975 (324 amino acids)
Source: RefSeq, a predicted model, not a curated record
AUGUGCCACAAAACCUUGAAGAAAACAGAAAGGGAAGUAGGAAAGGCAUUAGAAGAAGUGGCCAAAAAGAGUUGUGACGAUAUGGCUGCAGCCGAGAAGGAAUCAUCAAGUACACCUAAUGAGCUGUCUGUAUCAUUUGAUGGCGGGUGGCAGAAAAGAGGAUCAGGUCGAUCCUAUUCCAGUUUGUCAGGUCAUGCUGCAAUGAUCGGAAAUGAAACGGGGAAAGUUGUCAAUUUUGCAACUCGCAACAGCUAUUGUAGAGUAUGCGACAACUCUGAAAAAUCUGGAAAGGAUCUACCCAUCCAUGACUGUCGAAAGAACUGGUCCAAAAGUGCAAAAGCCAUGGGACCAGAUAUGUGCAUACAGAUGUUGCAAGAACUUGGCCAAAAUGAUGUGAAUGUCAGCACUGUUAUCAUGAACAAUGAUUCAACAACUGUUGCAAGAGCACGCCUGGAGGUAAACCCAGCCCUAAAGAAACAGAGUGAUAAAAACCAUACAAUGAAACAAUUUACUAAUAAAUUAUAUGACUUGAAGAAGGGCAAGAACUACAAAGAACUAAAUACCAAAACCAUAAAUCAUAUCAGCAAGUGUUUCAAAUACUGCAUCAGUCAAAAUCAAGAAGAUUUGAGCAGUCUGAAGAAAAAUCUGGAGGCCAUAACACCACAUGUCUAUGGAGACCACAGGCUAUGUGAUACCUGGUGUGGAUUUCUCUCUUCACCUGAAACCUACAAGCCACAGCAACUUCCAUAUCAUCGCUACCUAUCUAACCAGCACUUGAAAUCUGAUCUAUCUCUCCUUGGAUUCUACAUUUCACAGGGUGAAAAAUUAAUCAACUUAGGAAUCACUAGUUCCAGUGCAAAGAAAACAGAUUUGAAAAGGAAACGAGACAAGGAAAGAGAAGAUACACCAGCUUACAAGAAGAACAGGGCAAUGAAGAAAAUAGAUUCCCAGAAGUCACAAGUCAUCAGAGAUUAG